This is a messenger RNA of Fusarium coffeatum, 888 nucleotides long. RefSeq lists its product as uncharacterized. Gene Ontology annotation, biological process: triglyceride catabolic process; phosphatidic acid biosynthetic process. Lineage: Eukaryota; Fungi; Ascomycota; Sordariomycetes; Hypocreales; Nectriaceae. The transcript has a single exon. Bases 1 to 888 code for a protein of 295 amino acids. Gene Ontology annotation, molecular function: triacylglycerol lipase activity; acylglycerone-phosphate reductase (NADP+) activity. Gene Ontology annotation, cellular component: endoplasmic reticulum; lipid droplet. The record is from RefSeq and is a predicted model, not a curated record.
AUGUCUGAACAAAGAACUAUCCUGAUAACGGGCUGCUCUGAUGGCAGUCUUGGUUCGGCCCUAGCGCUGGCUCUCAUCAAGGAAGGGUGGCGCGUACUCGCAGCAAGCCGAAACCUCUCCAAGCUAAAGGCGGUCCAGGAUGUCGGCAUCGAGUGUAUACAAAUGGACGUCAUCUCGACUGAAUCGAUUACAAACGCCGCAGAGGAGGUCAAGAAGCUCACCGGCGGUUCCCUCAACGCCCUGGUUAACAACGCCGGUAUUGGACACAGCAUGCCCAUUCUUGAUGUCGACAUCGACAAGGCCCGCGAUCUUUUCGACCUCAACGUCUUCUCUAUCAUUCGAGUAACCAAGAUCUUUCUACCACUGUUGCGCAAGUCUUCUCAUCAACCUCUACUUAUCAACAAUACCUCAGCCGUCGGACUAUUAGGUGCCGGUGUUCCGUUCCAGGGCGCUUAUGCUGCUUCGAAAGCAGCAGCAGUCAGCUUGACCGAGAGUCUCAGACUUGAGCUUGAUCCUUUCGGCAUUCGUGUCAUUGAUCUUCUCACUGGUGGCGUCAAGUCCACAUUCUUUGUCAACGCUCCUCACGCAGAGCUACCAAAGGACUCGAUAUAUAACCCCGCCAAGGAAGCGAUUGAGUCAUCGAUGGCUGGUAAUGAGCCGGGGCUUGUUAAGGAAGAUAUUACGACGUGGGCGAAGCAUGUUGCCGGUGAUCUCAGUCAGCGCAAGGUGCCAUAUCUGGUCUCUCGGGGCGGCACGGCGGGAACAGCGAGGCAUCUCAUUAGUCAUCUGCCGACCGGUCUGUUGGAUAGUAUGAUAAAGCCAGCGGGAGGCAUCGAUGUUUUGGAGCGCAAAUUGAAGGAGCAAAAGGAUAGUGUCAAGACUGAUUAA